CCUGCGGGCCUGCGCUCGGCGACGCCUGGGGACGCGCCGGACCGUGGGCUCCGCGGGGCCGCGCGCAGCACCAUGGCGCGCCUCCUCCGUGCGCUCGGGCGCCUGCCUUUCCGAGCGGCGCCAGGGCGGGCGGUGCGGUGCCGAGCGGACAGCGGCGGCCUCCGCGCGAGAAGCGGGCCCGGGGACGCAGGCUCCCUUACAAAGCGUGGGCCGACUCUCUCCAAGAGCGAGUGGCAGAAGAAGUUGACUCCCGAGCAGUUCCACGUCACAAGAGAAAAAGGGACGGAGCCACUGAUCCGUCUCCACAUUGAACUCUUCAGAAUGUUGCAGAACUACGGCCUCAGUCAGCUCUGUGGGGCCAAGGAAAAAGAACCUUUCAGUGGAAUCUACCUGAAUAACAAGGAAUCAGGGAUGUAUCACUGCGUGUGCUGUGACAGCCCACUCUUCAGCAGCUGGAGUGUUGUGAAUGUCUGGCACAGCUCUGAGAAGAAGUACUGCUCGGGCACUGGGUGGCCUUCAUUCUCUGAGGCUCACGGGACGUCUGGCUCUGAUGAGAGUAACACAGGGAUCCUGAGACGCGUGGACACCUCGUUGGGACCAGCUCGCAUGGAGGUUGUCUGCAAGCAGUGCGAAGCUCACCUUGGCCAUGUGUUUCCUGAUGGACCUGGGCCUGCUGGCCAGAGGAUUUGCAUCAACAGCGUGGCACUCACGUUCAAACCAAGGAAGCGCUGACUGUCUCCAGUAGUCCCCUUCCCUUGCCACGCCCGCAUUUGCAAACUCGCUUUGAUUCAGUCAGAGGCUGUGCUAAAUUGUACAUCCAGAGGCUGGGUUGUACAUCUAAGAAAGCUCAGUCUACCUUUGACCUUCCAACAUGAAGGUCAUCUCCUAAAACAGUUUGAACUUUUAAUCUCUGCUCACAAAACUGAUGAAAAGCAGGGCUCUACCUUUCAGAGUCUUUCUACCAGGGUUUUAGCAACCUGCCCCACACAGAUCCCAUAUUCACCAAAUGUGUUAAGAGGGAAACUAGCCAUUUAUUUAGGGGCCCCAAGUCUCUGUCAAAUGUUCCUGCUCAUUUCCGUGUCCCCUGACGGAUGCCCUUUGUGGGUACAAACCCUAAAUUCUCAGGCUUUUGGCAGAGUUCAGAAUUGGCCAGAGACCCCAGGAUAGAAGGGGUCUCUGGGGUUCUCCCCUCUCUGAAGUUGUGGUAGACAGAACAGUGGCUCCCCAAAGACGUCUGUAUCCUUACCCCCAGACCUGUAAAUACAUGACUUUCAUGGUAAAAAGGGUCUCUGAAGAUGUGAGUGAGUUAAAGACCUUGAUAGAGAGAGAUGAACCUGGAUUAUCUGGAUGGUCCAUUCUAAUCACAUGAGUCCUUAGAAGUAGAGAACCUUUCCUGGCUGGGAUCAGAAAGAGAGGUGAUGAAGGAAGAAGGGUCAGAGAUACUGCAUUGCUGGCUUUGAAGGUGAAGGAAGAGGACCAUGAGCCCAAGAAUGCGAGUAGCUUCUAGGAGCUGGAAAAGGCACGGAAACAGACUCUGCCCUAGAACCUCAAGAAGGAACGCAGGCCUGCCGACAUCUGUCCUACCCCAGGGAGACCCUUUCCCAGACUUCUGUGUCACUGUGAGAUAAUAAAUGUGUGUUGUCUUAAGCCA
Molecule: messenger RNA, 1651 nt
Organism: Vicugna pacos (alpaca)
Lineage: Eukaryota; Metazoa; Chordata; Mammalia; Artiodactyla; Camelidae
Source: RefSeq, a predicted model, not a curated record